Molecule: messenger RNA, 240 nt
Organism: Neurospora tetraspora
Lineage: Eukaryota; Fungi; Ascomycota; Sordariomycetes; Sordariales; Sordariaceae
Exons: 2
Coding region: 1-240 (79 amino acids)
Source: RefSeq, a predicted model, not a curated record
AUGCUCCAGCAAUCCUUGGCCGCGACGUCGAUGACCAUCUGCAAGCUAAAGACAAGCACGGUGGGAGUUUUGAUGGCCGCCGCCGUUGCGCAGGCUCGCAGCGAACGUUCAGGGUGGGGACACGGCACACUGAACCCAAAAACCCCAAAGUGCCCCACUCCGCCAGUUCGCGGUGGUGCAGGGGCCACCGCCAGCAAGAAAGAGCGGAGGGGCAAGGGGUCCCUCGACAUGGAGAUGUGA